Molecule: messenger RNA, 1029 nt
Organism: Oreochromis aureus
Lineage: Eukaryota; Metazoa; Chordata; Actinopteri; Cichliformes; Cichlidae
Product: piggyBac transposable element-derived protein 1-like
Exons: 2
Coding region: 1-1029 (342 amino acids)
Source: RefSeq, a predicted model, not a curated record
AUGACGAGGAAUCCGCUGCAUCUGAAGAAGAGGCUUCUUCUUUUCCUGUGGGAAAAGUGGGUUGCUCGUCUCCCCCUGUUCAAUCCAGGAGUUGACGUGUGUGUCGAUGAGCAGCUGGUUGGAUUCAAAGGUCGAUGUGGAUUUCGACAGUAUAUGCCCAAGAAGCCUACAAAAUAUGGCAUUAAAAUCUGGGUGACCUGUGAUGUGGCAACCUCCUAUGCUUGGAAGAUGGAAAUUUACACAGGAAAAUCACCUGGAAGUUCCCGGGAAGUUAAUCAGGGAAUGAGAGUUGUGCUACAACUGACAGAGGGGCUCCAAGGACACACUGUCACUUGUGACAACUUCUUUACAUCAUUCAGCUUGGCAGAGGAGCUGCUCAGAAGAAAACUAGCUCUGGUUGGCACAAUCAGGAGAAACAAACCAGAGCUCCCUCCCCAGCUUGUUCAGCUGAGACAGAGGAAGAUUCUUUCAUCUCUCUUUGCCUUCACCAAAACAACCAUGGCAGUCUCCUACAUGCCCAAGCGAGGGAAGAAUGUGCUUCUUUUGAGCACAAAGCAUAGGGAACCAGCAGUCAGUGAUGGGGAAAAGAAGAAGCCAGCAGCAAUCCUUGAUUACAAUAGGUGUAAAGGUGGAGUGGAUAACCUAGACAAGGUUGUUGGCACCUACAGUUGUCGGAGGAAAACCGGUCGCUGGCCACUGGCUCUGUUCUACAAUCUUCUGGACGUCUCAGCAUACAAUGCCUUUGUCCUGUGGAAAGCAGUGCAUCCUGAGUGGGAGUCCACCAAGACCCACCAACGAAGGGUGUUCCUGGAGGAGCUGGGCCACAUGCUGGUGACUCCAGAAAUUGCAAGACGGCCUUGUGCCCCACACUCAAAAGCAGCCGCUGCUAUUGUUGCUGAGAUACAGCAGUCAGAAUCAGAGUAUGAGGAAAAGAUGGCUCAGUGCUCUGUGAAUGAUGAUGGCGAUGGCAUCCUCUAUGAACCAAUUUGUUCUCUAAGCAGACUAGUGGCGGUUGAGAAAGGGGGGUAG